UGUGUGUGGGUCGAUACAACCGAGGCGGCCUCGCCGUCCCCGCCCGCCACCGCCCCAUCAUAAAACACACGCGCACCCGCACUCCCGGCCUCCUCAUUCCUCCCUGCCUGCUCCUGUGGUCCAUUCAGCCGCCGCCAUGUCCGCCCCCGUCGCCACCGCCGGAUCGGCCGUCUUCCCCGCGCAUCGGCUCCAGGUAAGCACCAGCGGCAGCCGCCGGAGCGCGGCGUGCUUCUCGAGGCGGCAGAGCUUCCCGUCCAUCUCGAUCCGGUCGGCUCCAACGAAGAAGCGCUUCCUCCACCUGCCUUGCUCGGCCAAGCAGGACACCGUCGACAAGGUCUGCGGGAUCGUCAAGAAGCAGCUGGCCGUCGCCGAGGACACCGUCGUGAGCGGGGAGACCAAGUUCGCCGACCUCGGCGCCGAUUCCCUCGACACGGUUGAAAUCGUGAUGGGUCUGGAGGAGGCAUUCAGCAUCACGGUGGACGAAUCGAGCGCCCAGGAGAUCAGGACCGUGGAGGACGCCGCGUCUCUCAUCGACAAGCUCGUCACAGACAAGGAUUCUUAGAACGAAUCCGCCUCCAUGCCCCUGCCUGAAUAGCUUUUUGGGUGCUCGGCUUGUUGUUGUUGUACUCUAAAUACAGAUAUGGAAUGAUGUACUGGCUGAAACUAGCUAGCCAGGAAGAGGCUUCUAUGCAGAGCUUGUUUUUGUGUAUGCUAUGCUAUCCCAUAUUGAAUAAAUGAGGGGGGUAGCACUUCUUCCCCGAGGCAAA
Messenger RNA from Aegilops tauschii subsp. strangulata, 767 nucleotides. RefSeq names its product acyl carrier protein 3, chloroplastic. NCBI's taxonomy places the organism in Eukaryota, Viridiplantae, Streptophyta, Magnoliopsida, Poales, Poaceae. Gene Ontology annotation, biological process: fatty acid biosynthetic process. The record is from RefSeq and is a predicted model, not a curated record. Gene Ontology annotation, molecular function: phosphopantetheine binding; acyl carrier activity.